GUGUGAGUAUCAGUGUGAACCUUCAUGAAAAACACUCACAUACAUUCAUUAGUUAGUUCAAUGUAAACAUUAAAUUGAAAAUGUAUACAUAAAGUUUGUCAUCUAUUCGAUGCAAGCUUCUGAAGAUUGUCACUCGCAUAUUCAGUUUUACAAAUGAGAUUGCGCUAUACAUUUGAUUGUGUUAAACUCUAAAAAAUGAACAAAACUUAUAUUACUUCAAUGGUUCUGAUUAUUAUAUUAAUAAGAGUCGUAUUUUCGCAAGAACUAUAUGGGGCUAACGUCCACUGGAGACCGACAAGUAACACCUCAAUGGUAUUGUCAUACCGUUUGAUUUGGAAAGGAAGAGAUACCAUUGCUACAUUAAAAGAACGGAUGUGUAAAAUUUUUUCUAGACCAACGUGUGAAGAUAGCGUAAAUGAGAAAUUCCAAAAAGGCGUCCUUUCUGUCCAGGACAAUCGAAUCAGACCACCUAUUUUUUCAGGAUACAGCUGGUUGUGUAUUAUGGGUUGUCGUAUAGCCAAUCAAAUAGUGGCCAACUUGUCACAGUUAUAUUUCACUGAUGCGUCCAGUUUCCUGGAAACCGAAUGGGAGUCUGGCGUUGGUACUGCUGAACUGACGUUCGAUGGACACAACAAAGAUAACAUUAUUUUAGGAUUUGCUGACCAGAGUGGCUCUUUGGUGGAUGGUCUAGGAGAAACUCAUUUGAGCAUGGCAGUGAGGAAUGACACAAAGAGAGCAAAUAUCAGCCCUCUCGUGAACGUCUUACCCGUAUACAGAGUGCCACUCGGUUGCAAUAUUACAAUUCGACUGUUCCCGUUUGACGGAGAUGGGGACAGAGUCACUUGCCAUUGGCAGAAAUACCCAGAAGAAAACAGUACUACUUCCAGCGCAUUUCUUAAUUCCCAUACAUGCGAUCUUAUUUUUUCGGCAAAGCGGAGUCAUUUCAAAGAAGGAGAUGCGAUUAAUGUGUCCCUUUACGCCGAGGACUAUUCAAGUUUGUUGGUUGAAUUUACAGGGGCCUCAAGAUACAUCACUUCUGGGCCUUUUUGUAGAACGCCCAUCAAGCUUCGCGUGUUCGUUGGAAAUAGUACUGCUUCAUGUCAGUCUGAUGGUCCGCAAUUUCAUCCAGAAGGAACAAUGAAACCGAACUUUAAGCAAUCGUAUGAAAUGGAUUUCUUUGAAAAAGGAUACUUUGUUCAGUUGCCGUUCAUGACCAACAACCAAAACGACACCAUUUUAACAUCUGGUCCAAGGUAUAUGAUAUAUUCAACCGAAAGAAACAUAACGCUUGUGAACAUCGGGGAAUGGGACCAUAUCAAUGACACAACUAUGAAGGGGAUACACCAAGCGUGCGUAAUGGCGUACUCAGAUGACGGAACCCCCGGUGAAAGUCGAUGCGGUGUGCUGAUGUUAUUUGAACCAGAUGAAUGCAAAGCAUCGGUCAAUCCUUGUGGAAAAGGUGGCAUUUGUGACAACUUCUUUGAGCAUUUUGCAUGUUCUUACCCUGCCAUCAACGUUACCGAAAAUAUGUCGCAAAGUGGCACAUGUAACACAGGCGUAACAACAGAGAAAGGGAAUGACGGUCUGAAGAUUGGCCUCUCCGUAGGUCUAUUUCUGCUCCUGCUGCCCCUUCUCAUCGCAGUGACGCUGUACCUGAAGAACAAAUGGUCGGAGAAGAUGCGGACAAACCAUGUUGGAGAUGAAACGCGGAUAUCGGCUGUAGCAAAGACGGCUUUUUAAUAACUUAUCAACAGACGAUACAUGUUUGUUGUGAAUUGAUAUCAACCGAAUUGUUCAAUAUUUAUUUUGUGUCAGAUGAGUAGUUGGUUAAAAGACCCCUACCGGUGUAACCUAAUUAGACUGUAAGUCCCUAUUUCCUUUUGUCUGUGUGUCGGUCCCAAUCUGGUUUCUUUGAUAAGUCAAACAAUUUUCAAUAUGGGUUGUGGAAACUUGGUAUGUUGAGAGAGACAAUGUGGAAAUAUGCGCGUUAUUUCAUAUUUGUUGUUAUAGAAAAAUUGUAAUGCCUGUGGUUACGGGAAAAAAUAAAACCUACAAUCUUUACCUCGCGAUAAGACAACCAAAUACUAAAGGUUAAGUGGGUACUGAAACAUCUUAUAUUGAUAGAGGGCUUUAUGGGAAAUAAUCACGAUGUAUCCGUUAUUUCGUCAAAUAAAUUAGCUGUUUCUACAGUUACAUGGGCAAUGGUUGCAGAAAUAAUUAAAAGCAAAUGUUAAGAUCUUUUUUAAAAAGUGGUUGCACAGAAGGCUGUAAGAGGAAUGUGCCACUUAGUUUAGUUUCCUCGUCGAAGAACGAAUUGUAGUUAAUAAUGGCAAAUCUUUUAUGAGCAGGGAAAUCAUUAACAACUUAAAUCUGGAUCGUGUGAUUACUGAAACAGUGCCUGAGAGAGGUUUAAGAAACUUUGUAUGUGUGUAAGGGUAAAUGAUUACCUCGCAAGUUAUUUGAGGUUAGUCAAGCCGUCCGUCUGUUCGUCCGUAAAAAAUCAGGAUUCAAAUAAAUGUAGACAGUACCUAAAGCUGGGUUAAUUAACUUAAUAUACUGAUAUUUGAGCAUAUAGGAAUCUCAGACAAAUCUUUCUUCCUAUGGUCAUAGAAAUAAGUGUUAACUAAAAUGUGCACAUGUGAAGACUCAAAAAAAACCUAACCAAGUUUUUAAAAACUCUGUAUGAGUAGAUAGGGUCAUUAUCCGAAUAUUCAGUUAUUGCAGUCCGUUUUUUCAGAUAAAGCUGUUUUCUAUGGUUACAGAUAUGAGCAAAAUCUAAAAUCGACAUUUUGCUAUAACUAAAAAAUUCUCUAGCUGGGUAAAUAAAACUUAUGAAGUUCCUUUUUUUACUCCAACAGCAUAAACCCGGUAGUGGUCUGAUUUCGGCCUGAUACUAAGCCCUUUUUUGUAUUCAGUUUUUUUUUGCAUUGUUAUUUGCGUGUGUUAUUGCGGAUAUUAUGUUCAUUUUCUGCCCUGUCUGAGGAGGAUUGUAUGUGCCUUAGCAACCAUUUCUUUACAAACUUAAUAAUAAUGGUUAACAGUUGAAUUCAAACAAAUCAUAUCUAUAUACCAUAUGUAAUAAACAUUUUUAGAAUAAACAUAGCAUAUACCAUCUA
Dreissena polymorpha is the source of this 3116-nucleotide messenger RNA. RefSeq lists its product as uncharacterized. The transcript has 10 exons. The record is from RefSeq and is a predicted model, not a curated record. NCBI's taxonomy places the organism in Eukaryota, Metazoa, Mollusca, Bivalvia, Myida, Dreissenidae. Bases 196 to 1740 code for a protein of 514 amino acids.